Olea europaea var. sylvestris is the source of this 699-nucleotide messenger RNA. RefSeq lists its product as uncharacterized. The record is from RefSeq and is a predicted model, not a curated record. The coding region runs from base 31 to 501 and encodes 156 amino acids. The transcript has 4 exons. Lineage: Eukaryota; Viridiplantae; Streptophyta; Magnoliopsida; Lamiales; Oleaceae. Gene Ontology annotation, cellular component: mitochondrion; respiratory chain complex IV.
AGUCCAAAACAGGACUCUUUCCACCAAAAUAUGCGAUCUAUAUUACCCACCAAUUACAGUGUUUCAAGAAUUUACGCCUGGAAAACACCAACAAUGGCUUUGGAAGCCUACUCAUCACAAGCAUCCGAUACAAUCCAUACAGACGUUCUCUCCCAAGCAAGGUUAUCUUGCUACAAGGCACGUGAUGCAUUCUAUGCGUGUAUAGAGAAGGAAUCGAACAAAAAACCCACAGAAAUUGCGUCUGUGGGGCUACUUUACCCAGCGGAAUGCAAGAAAAACCGAGAGGCAUAUGUGAAGCAAUGCAGACCCACUUGGGUGAAGCAUUUUGAUAGGCAGUACUGUGCAAAGAAAAGGGUUCAGAGGCUAUUGGAUGAUAAUGAGUCGAGGAGAGCAUCAUGUAUCCACAAGCAGUGCAUUACCCAGUGCACAGUGGUAGCUUUUGUUCUGCUCAGGGGACACUUGUGUGCAAUAUUAUCAGUCAACAGGUUCUCUGAGAUGUAAAUUUUAUUUUGUUGCUGUCUCUGUUGCCAAGAAACCAUUUUGAAAUCUGAGAAGUCUGAAAAUUCGCUGUCAUUUGUUUGUCGUUCUCAUAGAAUUGUGGUGGUUGUUUUACAUGCCUGAUCGUGCUUCAUACAUAGAUUUGUGGUUCUCAUAUAAUUUUGGUGGUGGCUGAAUGGAGAUCACGUGAUUUUUGUGUUA